Molecule: messenger RNA, 1674 nt
Organism: Aspergillus fijiensis CBS 313.89
Lineage: Eukaryota; Fungi; Ascomycota; Eurotiomycetes; Eurotiales; Aspergillaceae
Gene: cwc25
Product: U2-type spliceosomal complex subunit CWC25
Exons: 4
Coding region: 142-1470 (442 amino acids)
Biological process (GO): mRNA splicing, via spliceosome
Cellular component (GO): U2-type spliceosomal complex
Source: RefSeq, a predicted model, not a curated record
CUGUGGCACUGCAUCGUCACAACCGCCGGAGCUCCAUCCUUCUUCCAUCCAUCUUUUCUCCUCACAACAAUCUGCCAACCAAACAAACCACCACUACUACCAGACCCCUAUCCCAUCUUCAUCUAAUUCGCAACCGCAAAGAUGGGUGGUGAUCUCAACCUAAAGAAAUCAUGGCACCCCUCCCUCCUCCGCAACCAGGAGCGCGUCUGGGCGGAAGAGAAACGCGCCCUCGAGGAGCGCAAACGCAUCGAUCAGCUGCGGCGCGAGCGGGACGAAGAGCGCCAGAUCCAGGAACUCCAGCGGCUGCAGGAGGACUCGGGCGCCCCGCGCCAGAUCCAGCGCGUCGACUGGAUGUACCAGGAGCCGUCGAGCGCCACGGGCCACUACUCCGAGGAGAUGGAAGGGUACCUCUUGGGCAAGCGGCGGUUCGAUCAGAUUCUGCUGAAGAACGAUGAGAGUCAGGCGCUGAAGAAGGGGGCCGCCGGGGUGGGCGCGGUCGCGGUCGCGGGUGCGGGGGACGGUGGUGCCGCGGGCGCGGCUGCAGGGACGAAUCCCCGGGAUACGAUGGCGAAGGUUCUGGCGGAUCCGUUGUUGGAGAUUCGGAAGAGGGAGCAGGCGGCUUUGGAGAGUGCGAUUAAGGAGGGGGUGAGGAGGGGGGAGAGGAGGCAGCGGCGGGAGGGGAGUAGGGACAGGGACAGGGAGAGGGAUCAUCGGGGUAGUAGGAGGAGUAGGAGGUAUAGCGAUGAGGGGGAUAGGAGGUCGCACCGGGAGAGGGAGAGGGGCGACCGGAGUUAUCAUCAUCGCCGAGAGGAUCGGGAUCGGAGGGAGGACAGGGAUCGCAGAGAUCGCGACUACGACAGAAGAGACCCGGACCGCGAUCGCGGCGACAGAGACGGCAGCGAGAGAGAGUACUCCAGCAGGCAUCACCGUGACCGAGAGGACCGUUACGACCGUUCUUCUCGUCGGGAUGCGCCCCGUGAUCGAUCGCCGUCACCCCGACCUGAUCGCCAUCGCUCAGACAGACGCCGUUCUGAUGACCGGGGAGAUGGUGCUCGUCAGGACGUCCGUGACCGCGAUCGACGAGAGAGAUCCGAUCGCUUCUUUGACAGAAGGGACUACAGAGGACCGAGGGACUCGUACAAUCGUGACCGGAACCUGCAGGAUGGCAAAAACAACAACAACAACAACAACAACAACAACACGGAGCAGGGAGCCAAGGAUUUGGAGCAAGAACGUCAGCGCAAACUGGCAGAGAUGCUUUCCAACGCAGACGAGAUGGAGGAAACCCGUCGUCAGCGUAUUGCAGAGGUUACCGCUGCGGAACAGAAGCAGCUCGAGGAGGACGAGAAGCAUCGCUCUGAGAAAGGCCGUUUUGUGUCGGGUCUUCAUCGCCAACUCCAGGAAGACAAUCUGGAUGACCGCCUCAAACGUAGUCGUGGUGGACUUGCUCGGUUGGAUGAUGAUGAGUGAGCAUUCUCGUUAGGUGCAGCGCUCUACUACUACCACUACUACCACUACUAUGUUUUAAUCCAAUGGUCCCCGGCGUCUUUGGUGCAUUGCAAUCGAUGGUUGGCGCAAUAAUGACAAUCUUGCAAACUAGUGUCCAUACACCUCAAUUCUGCUAGAGGCAGGCAGAUUGGGUAGGAAGUGUGUAUGAUAUACAAUAAAAAUUGU